Arctia plantaginis is the source of this 1044-nucleotide messenger RNA. Lineage: Eukaryota; Metazoa; Arthropoda; Insecta; Lepidoptera; Erebidae. The record is from the annotation of a GenBank genome assembly.
AUGCUAUUUUUGUGUUUAUUGUUUUUUGUGUUUAGAAAGCGAGUAGAACACUUUAAACCUAACUCUCACUUCCUACUUCAAAAAAAAUUGAAAAUGUCAACAAAAUCACCAUCAAAACUCCAAGAAAAAACUACACCUACUUUCUCUUUACUGCCAAAGGUCGUUAAUGGCGGCAUCGCGGGCAUUAUUGGCGUGUCAGUGGUUUUUCCGCUUGACUUAGUUAAGACCAGAUUACAAAACCAAAUAAUUUCUCCAUCUGGUGUAAAACAGUACACAAGCAUGCUUGACUGUUUUAAGAAGACAUUUGCGGCAGAAGGCUACUUUGGAAUGUACCGCGGUUCCGCUGUCAACAUUUUUCUUGUCACACCUGAAAAGGCUAUUAAGUUAACUGCCAACGACAUGUUUCGGUUCUACUUGACAGAAAAAGACGGGUCUUUACCCAUCGUGCGUCAAAUGAUAGCCGGUGGUUUAGCCGGUGCGUGUCAGAUCGUAAUAACUACACCCAUGGAGCUGCUCAAAAUUCAAAUGCAGGACCAGGGUAGAAUUGCAAGUCAGGCCAAAGCCGAAGACGGAGCAAUAAAAAGAUUGACCGCGCUGGCACUAACUAGGCAACUAUAUGCCGAACGUGGCAUACUUGGAUUGUAUAAAGGAAUCGGUGCAACUGCUGCACGUGACGUCUCGUUCAGCGUUAUUUACUUCCCGCUUUUUGCUACACUCGCCGAACUCGGUAUCAAAGAGCCAAUACCUGGCGCGACACCGCCUUUCUGGUGGUCGUUCCUGUCGGGUUGUAUGGCCGGCUCUACAGCAGCACUGUUUGUUAACCCUUUUGACGUAGUUAAGACUCGCAUGCAAACCAUCACGAAGGGCACUGGAGAACUACACUACAAUUCCAUUCUCGAUUGUAUCAUGUCUACGUGGAAACAUGAAGGAGUUACAGCAUUUUUCAAGGGAGGUGCAUGUCGUAUGAUAGUCAUUGCUCCGCUAUUCGGCAUAGCACAAACUGUCUACUACCUCGGCAUCGCUGAACGCUUGUUUGGUCUCUAA